Daphnia pulex (common water flea) is the source of this 902-nucleotide messenger RNA. RefSeq lists its product as uncharacterized. The record is from RefSeq and is a predicted model, not a curated record. The transcript has 4 exons. The coding region runs from base 18 to 737 and encodes 239 amino acids. Lineage: Eukaryota; Metazoa; Arthropoda; Branchiopoda; Diplostraca; Daphniidae.
UUGUAGACCGCAGGGGAAUGUGGAAGAAAGGAAGUUACGAUGUUUCGGGCAAACAGGAGCAGCACGAUAGCAAUCGACUGAGUGUUGUCGUUCUAUCUGAUAAUCAUCACGGAGAAACUCUCAUUAAUGUCGAAAAGAGCGGACCGUCGAAUCGACUGAAAUGGUUUCCGGAAUUGCGAGAGAAUUUAUUGAUCCAACUGGUUGCCGCCUUGUUCCUGGUAAUCUUCGUUUUGAUUGGUGUCAUCAUAUGGUUAAGUGUGUCGAUCCACUUGAGCAAUCGCGACAGCCUCCGCACCAUUUCCACGGCCGUCGACUUAUUGACGGGCCAACAUGUCAAUACGAAACCGGAGCCGUGUUCUACGGAUGCACCGCAAACUGGUCAAAGCCGAGCCAUUCCAUGCGACACAUUAUUUAGAGCAACCUUUGAGUUCACAGAGCAUGGGUUAACGGUGGAUGAAGAAAGGGACUCGGGAAAAAGUUCUUCCGUGCCCAGCCAUCUGACCGGAACGACUACAAUAAGGUCCAUGACCAGGGAAAGUUUCUCUUUGAAAGGGACAAGUUAUCAGAUGAAAGGUUCCAGUUGCAACAAUUGCCAAAUUAUCUUGCAAAAGUCUCCGAUCAAUAAGACCGGUGAAAAUCUAAGGAUUGCGGAGGACGAAGACUCUGAAUCUGAAGAGGAGAUUUCAGACGAAAUCGAUGACGACGACGAUAUAGCGAAGGCAGUCGAAAUUAACUGAUGGAAUAUCCGUUCUCGUUCACUUAAAAAAAAUUGCCAAUCUUUGACGCCAAAACGGACGAUAAAAUCUGCUUCCACGAUAAUCACGUAACAGCUUAUUUCUUUGAAACAGUGUGUAAAGCUCAUUACAAACGAAAGAUUCAAUAAAUUGUAUUUAACCAUUUUA